AUGGAAAAUAAAGUGCCUCGAAAUCGUGAAUCAGCGGCUGAAGAGGCAACAUACGACGAGUCAGUAUCAGUAGAAUUUAUUGCUCGACGAGCUACAAUGAUCUUGCUCGAUUGCGAAAAGAAUGAACAAACAAAAGAGUUUGCCGAGUUUCUUCGAAAAAUGUUUGAUUACGUUCAAAGUUACGAUACUCUGGUUACUUGUAUUGAAAAUGUAGAAAAACUACAAUCAGAAUACGUCUUCUUAGUAUUAUCACAUUCAAUCAAUCAACACGAUGCCUCUACAAUCGAGAAUCUACAACAAAUUAAGUUCAUCUAUGCCUUAUCGAUGAACAAUGACGUAAGUUGGAUUACGAACAUUCUUCAAUCUUUUGAUACUCAAGAGGAUUUAGUUUCACAGCUGCACAAGGAUAUAUCUCCCUAUCGACAAGUACCCUUUCCUAUAAACACAUUGAGCGUGACAGAUAAAGAAAAAACUGCAUAUGAACUAGGAAAUGACACACAAAAAUAUAUUUGGUAUUAUUUAUUAAUUGAAAUAUUGAAUCGUAUGCCAGAAAGUGAUAUUAACGAUGCAAAAAGGAAUAUGAUAGCAAUGUGCGAGAAAGAACUCAAGCUAAAUGAAUGUGAAAAAGCUACUUUAAAUGAAUUUAACAAUACCUAUCAUCCGAAAAAAGCUAUUUUUUGGUACAGCAAAGAUUCAUUUAUAUAUCGUAAACUGAAUAAAGCACUUCGUACACAAAACAUUACUCAAAUCUUUAAUUUUCGUUUCAUUAUCGCUGAUAUACGGAAACAAUUAGCUACUCUUCAUAGUGAACAGUGUAGACAUAAUCCUAGAGACCUCAUUACUUAUCGUGGCCAAAUAAUGCAAGAAAAAGACUUUAACAAACUGAAAGAGAAGUGUGGUAAGCGUAUGUCUGUUUAUCAGUUUUUCUCAACCACUAUGGACCGACAGAUGGCUCUAUGCUUUAUGCAGGGGGCUCUGACACGUGAAUACAAUGUUAGAGUUUUGUUUAUAAUCAAGGCGAAUACGCGCAAUGUCUCCUCGCAACCGUUUGCUGAAAUCAGUUCAGUUAGUAUGUAUCCUGGCGAAUACGAAGUCCUGUUUGCGUUGGAUGCCGUUUUUCGAAUUGCGCAUUUGGAAAAGAAAGAUGGAUACUGGCAGAUUCAUUUAAUCUUGGAUGAUAAAAGAGAAGAUGAAGAGGUAGAAAGAAUAUUAGAAGGUUUAAAAAAUCGUCUAGGUGAUGUGAGUUCAUUUUUAACAUUCGGCGAUUUUCUAAUUGAUCUCGGUCAGUAUGAUAAUGCUAGAAAAUAUUGCGAACUGAUGUUAGCAAAACUACCGCCGGGUGACUAUGAGAGAGCUAUGGUGUAUAAUAAUAUUGGGAAAUACUAUUUGAGUAUCGGAGACUAUGAUUCCGCUAGAGAUCGAUUUCAGUUAGCAUUUAAAAUAAAUAGCCUGCAUUUCAAAAAGAGAGAAUCACCAACAACGGUUAGUAGUGAGCUUGCAACAAAAAUUCAGAAAGCACCGGCUCUCACCUGUUUUAAUUUAGGAUGUGUUUAUUUUCGAUUAGGAGACUAUGAUACAGCGUUGCACUAUUUUGUACAGGCCUUAAGUAUAUGGAAGCAUUGUAGUCCUGUUGACGAAGUUGAAUUAGCUAAAACUUAUAGUUAUAUAGCUCUGGCACAAAAGGGUACAGGCAAUAAAGCUGAAGGACUAAAAACUGCUAUGAAAGCAAUAAAAGUUGCGUCAGCUGAGCAUUUAGUGCGGGGAUGGGCACUUUUAAGUCAGGCUGCGUGUUCCCCACUCGCCCAUGCUGAAAAUCUAUAUGUGCACGCUUUGCAAAUAUUCGAACUUUUUCUCCCACCUGAUCAUCCAGAUUUAGUUUUUGCUCACUUACAAAUGAGUAAAUUAUAUCGACAGAAAGAAAAUUUUUCAGAAGCAUUAAGACAUGAUGAACAGGCUCUCAAAAUAUGUAAUAUGCGUCCGGAAAAUGCUAAAAAUCGAGCAGAUUUUAAACUAUGUAAAGAAUAUAUGAGAUUGGAUAAAAAUCCGCCUGUGCGAAAGUAUUCUCUUUAG
Messenger RNA from Didymodactylos carnosus, 2070 nucleotides. Lineage: Eukaryota; Metazoa; Rotifera; Eurotatoria; Philodinida; Philodinidae. The record is from the annotation of a GenBank genome assembly.